This is a messenger RNA of Anopheles bellator, 4598 nucleotides long. Its product is annotated as dual specificity protein kinase CLK2-like. Gene Ontology annotation, biological process: protein phosphorylation. The record is from RefSeq and is a predicted model, not a curated record. The transcript is spliced from 13 exons. Bases 223 to 3189 code for a protein of 988 amino acids. Gene Ontology annotation, cellular component: nucleus. Gene Ontology annotation, molecular function: ATP binding; protein kinase activity. Lineage: Eukaryota; Metazoa; Arthropoda; Insecta; Diptera; Culicidae.
UUCGGAGCCCGCCCCAAGCCAGCCUCGGUAGCCUUCUGAACGCGGAUCCCGGAUGCUCCAGCAAUCAAUUCCAGCCGCUAUCAAUCCUACUCCAAGCCAGAACAAUCAUGGAUGCGGCGCUCUUGCCGGAACGGAAGACUCUUGGAGCGGCGGAAUUAAUGAAACGUAUCCGUGGCGUUCGCUGACCACGGUCCCGGGGCGGUGUGUUUCUGGUAGUGUGAAAUGUCGUGCGUAUCUCGGUAUCGCGUUAGUAGUGGCUUAGAUCAACGUUCGGCGCACCGCGGAUUGUCCGAUAACGGAGGCGGAGGCCUGAACCCGGUGCCUGUUACGAUGCCGACCAGCGCGCUACCCUGGCGUUCGUUUUCGACCUUCGGACCGUUCGGAUCGAGUCCAGUUUCACCGAUCCGGAGCAGCUUCCGGCGCAGUGGUCUCAUCGCUGGUCCGUCCAGGCUGGCGAUGCCACCGGCAUCAUCGGAGUGUCGCGGGCGCCAUCCGUGCACCGGUCACGACCGUCCGCAGUUGGUAGUGGGUCGGCGCGACUCACCACCACCACCACUUCCCUCGCCCCGCACCGGACAGCGGAAGAUCCCGCCGUCCGCGGCACGACGUAAGUCACCCGUCAGUUCCGGUACGUCGGUUGAAUCGAUUGUACCCAAGUACGGUGCCGGUGCUGGUACCAGCAACGUUGGCGGGGGCGGGGGCGGGGGCGAAGCAGUCCCGGCCGGAUCACAGAAACGUGCGUAUAAUGCGUGCCGGUCCCAGGUACGGGUCGUAUCGAGUCGGACCGCGGGCAACACUAGUGGCCGCGUUAGUGGCAUCUUGACGGCGUCUCACCAUCACCGUGCAGCAACAGGGGAUGGCAACAGCAAGCGGUAUGCCCGGGCCGCGGGACCGCCGACGAGAGCUGCCGAGCCGCCAGAGGUUCCGGUAGGUCGGGCAUGGGAGCCGGUGCAGCAACGGCGGGAGAACAACGAGAAUCGCCAGCCCCUAGGUCGGCCACUGAUGCCCGUGAGCCAUCUGAUGCAACAGGUGCGCAAAUCGAAAAGACUGCUGGACUUGGGAACGUCGGCUCCUGUGGCCGGCUCCGGUACGGCUCCGGAGGCACCGACCGAACCGCGUACUGUGCCGCGAGUGUUCUCCACCAAGUUCCCGGACGGGUUGCCAUUCGAGCGAGAGUUCUAUCAACGGCCGACACCACCGGCUACCGGCACCACCACCGCCGCAGCAGCAGUGGAUGGUCCCGCUGGCGGAAGGCGAGCUCCAGAGUCGCCCGGGAGUUGGCCCCAAAGUCCGACCAUCGGAAUAAAACCGACCGGUGGCAGCAGACGCUGGCCAAGGCAGUUGCCGCAGCUGAACCCAGCUAAACCGACGGCCAACGCGAAGCCUGUCCGAGCAGGGGGGCACAUCCAUCUCAAAGGUCACGGGCAAGCCAAACCAAACUCGGUUGCAUUGAGCGAGCAGCUACAAGGCAACUACUUUUACAAGUUCGAGAGCAUCAGCCAGCGGCACCAGCGCUGGCAGCCGUUGUGUCAUGGUCUUCCGCGAUUUGGUGCCGAGAAUGAUGGCUGCACCACCCAGACCCAUCCCUACCGUAGGCGGUUGCUUGGAGCGCGUGGCACUACUUCCUCCGCUGACAACGAUAACGAGCUGGAAGAGGAAAAGGUGGUGAGGGGAGUGAACGACUACGAUCGCGUGAAACCCGCCGAUGAUGAAGCACUGGACAGUGCGGACGCAGGUGAAGAGGAAGACGGUGAACAAGUGACAGUUUACGUUGCCGUUGCGACGUGGUUUCCGAAGUGCAAUCGUUUCCCGUCCGGCAACGGUGACAACUAUUUGGCGGACACUAGCAGAGCCGGGCCCGUCGCGGAUGGUGCUGCUCCAUCGACGCACGCUUCCGAUGACUGCGGCAAUGCGGACGGCGACGAGGGCCGGUGGAAACACGAGCACGACGAAUCACAUGCCUGGUGCGGUUCAGAAGACGAGCGACGCCGAGCGCGUUUACCAUAUGAGCGAGCGAACCUUUCGUCGGUGCGAGAUGAUUUGGAUGGUCACCUGAACUAUAGCAUUGGCGACGUGCUGCACAACAAGUAUGAAAUUAUUGGCCGUCUCGGGGAAGGAACCUUCGGACGCGUGGUGAAGGUUAGAAAUGUGGAAACCAACCAACUGAUGGCGUUAAAGGUGAUAAAAAACGUCGAGAAGUACCGAGAUGCAGCUGAACUCGAAAUUACGGCGCUGGUUAAGAUACGUCAAGUGGAUCCCAACCUGAAGCAUCUUUGUGUGAAAAUGGUGGACUCCUUCGACUACUUCGGCCACACCUGCAUCGGGUUCGAAAUGCUCGGCCUAAGUGUUUACGACUUUCUGAAAGACAACAACUUUCAUCCCUACCCGAUGGAGCAGGUGCGCCACAUCUCCUACCAGCUGUGCUACGCGGUCAAGUUCCUGCACGAGAAUCGGCUCACGCACACGGACCUGAAACCGGAAAACAUACUCUUCGUCGAUUCGUCGUACACCACGCUGUCGACGAGCCAGGAAGAACGGCGACGAGUGAAAAACACCGACAUCCGGCUGAUCGAUUUCGGCAGUGCGACCUUCGACGACGAGCUCCACAGUACGAUCGUGUCCACGCGUCACUACCGUGCGCCGGAAGUGGUGCUGGAACUUGGCUGGGCACAGCCGUGCGAUGUGUGGUCCAUAGGUUGCAUCAUGUACGAACUGUACAAUGGCGGGACGCUGUUUCCAACUCACGAUAACCGUGAGCAUCUGGCCAUGAUGGAGCGCAUUCUUGGACCCAUCCCGGACCGCAUGGCAAGCCAAACGAAAACGCGAUUCUUCGUGCGUGGCAAGCUGGACUGGGACGAGAAGACGCUAGCCGGGCGUUUUGUACGCAACCGUCAGCCGCUGCACCGCCAUGUCGUGGUUAACACACCCGAGCACCUUCAGUUGUUUGAUUUAAUUCGAAAAAUGCUGGCGUACGAACCUAACCGCCGCAUCAAACUAGACGAUGCCCUUCGACAUCCGUUUUUCGACAAGCUGCCAACGUCCCAGCGGCUGUACCCCGAACACCCCAUAGUAAGAGCAACAGACCCACGUCAGCCGGAUCCAUCACGUAAAGCGCGUAAGCCGAUGCCCCUCACGCUGCUACCCAUAAUGGCCCGGUGGCAAAAGGGGACUAUCGGAUUUAGAGCCUAAUAUCAUCUCCACCAGCGGCGCUCACGACGAAGAUGGAUUAAGAAAGAACAGAUUAUUCACAGCAACGUACGCAAUAAGAUCGAGUCACGAGAUGCGAGGGGGGCUGUCAGAGUGGAGGGGGCUUCCUGAUGUGCCCAGCAACGGUCAUAAUAACAGUGUGCUAGUUGUUAACUGUCCGCAGCAACGACAUCGACGAAUCGAAUUUAGGAAUUGAAGCAACAUGAUUCCAACGUUACCAGCCAACCAGAAACAAUAGUCAUUGCUACAGCCAUUCUUUUUAGUUCUAGUAGAUGGUGCUGGAGAUAUUUUUAAAUUAUUAUGUUUCAUGUACGUUUGAUCACUUUCUGAUCACUUCCUUUUAUUGCUCAUUUCAUUAUGAAUUACGAAUUUGCUUGCAAUACGUUCCCAAGUUCCUAUACUGAUCAAAAUCCCAUAUUUUGGCUGUUUCGUAAAAUAUUAGAGUAAUGUUAAAAACAAUUCUCGGUAACUUGCUUGCUAUGCUUGCUGGGUGAUCAUGUUCGAAGCACGUUCGAAUACUUACGUUAGAAUUAGACCGCGUAUGGUGGUUAGCGACGGUUUGAGCUAGUCCGACCGGUUUACAAAAUUACUGUUUAGGAUUUACUCUUACGAAUGUGCCUGCUCUGUGAAAGAUGUAUGUUCACAACGACAAUCAACAAGCUAAAGAUGAAGUUUUCGAUUUUUUCGAAUUUUUCAAAUUUCGAAUUGAUUCACGCGAUCUAAAGAGAAAGUUCUAAAGAAAAGAGAUCCAGUGAAAGGCUAAAACGCUACUGUACUAUCCAGAAUCCAGUACAGGUUUUCAUCGCUUGGCAGCGCUGAUAGGGAAAUCAUAGAACCCAAUGUGAUUUAAAAGCCCAGUGCCUUUCAAUUUUGCCUGCAAUAUUCAAAAGUGUGCAUGGAAAUAUUAAGGUCGUUGACAGCAGCAAGCAAGUGACUGUAGCUAGUCGUUUGAAAGAGAAAAGCUCACUUUUAUUCACAUUUCAAUUUCCUUGUCAUUAGAUUUAACAAAGAUACCUUAAGCAGUGGACAGAACAUGCUGCUGACUGGUCCUCCUAAUCCUUUGGUGCAGGAGAGUAACCAGACUCAAAGGUGGCAGAUAUGGAAGAGUUUUGAUCUAUUAAUCAACUUGCAUUGACGCCAAUAAUUUCGACGAUAAUAAUUUUCAAUCAACCGACACAAUGUCGUUGAUGUUAGGACAUAAGGAUAUCAUUAAGUUUAACUGAUGUACCGGUGUAAAGGUGUGCGUCGCAAGAAACGGCGGAAAUCAUAGCAGAACAAGAAAGUCCACACGGGAAACACAGUAGGUAAAUCAGCAAACCCAACAACCAAUUUAUACCAUUUAGCAAGCCAACAACCAGUUUGAUAAUAAAAUUUUUACUAUGUACGCAAAU